AUGCCUCCAAGGGCUAAUCCUCCUCGGGCCGCAAAGUCAAACGGCAAAGCGGAAAGCAAGAAAGGCGGAAAACGCAAGAAAGAUGACGAGAAUGGAGAUUCAGAGGCAACCCCUCCAAAAAAGAAGACAAAAGCACCAAUCCCACAAGUUCUGAACGAGGAAGAACUUGCAGCCGAUCUCAGUACCGAUUAUUCGAGGAAAAGGAAAAAGCUUAGGCCACAAAUGCCCAAAAAACAAGAAUGGGGAAUAGUAAAAGGUAUUAUCAUAGAGCGGGAGAAUGCACCUAAAGGCUGGAACCCAGAUGAACCUGAUCUGAUGUCCGACGACUUCGCAUCUCAGAUCGAUCGGUGUCUUGAGCGAAUCGGACAGAAUAUCAUGCCUCAUGAUCUCAAAAUUAUUUUGGCUUGGCUUGUGGCGGGAAAUGAUGUACACAAAAUGGUCGAUACGGUAAAAACCAUCAUGGAGCAGUAUCGAUCAGGUGAAUUGGAUUGGCAUCCGGACUUCAUCACCUACUGGCAUGCUGGCGUGCAGCUCUGCCUGCCGAGACCUUUCCACUGGGAGGAAUACCGCUAUAUUCAUGACAAAUAUCAGGGACAUGGAGGAUUUUGGGUCGAAGGUAUUUUCGGGCUUGGGCCUGGAAUUAGCAAGACUUCGAUGGUUUGCCAACCCGACCCGCUUUUAAAUGCCACAAUGGUACGAUUUAGCCUUCGAAUCCCGCAGGAUCCGAUACCCAGAGAUGGAGCUCCAGUCCCACCACCACCCAGACCACCGUGCUAUGAAUUUCCCUUUAUGGAUGAUACUGGGUCCACACACAUGAGCGUAUUCGAAGACGAUAUUGACAUUCUUCGGACUGAUGCAAGGAAUGGAAACAUCUACCCCCUCCCCCGAUGCCUAGGUGUUGGAGUACUGUAUGUCGCGGAUGGGAGACAGGUCCCAACGCUAUUUAGAGAAUUCGAGGUCAACAUGUGGAGUACAGAUGAAUCAGGCUGGAUGGCCCCUAACUGGGAGGCAAUACCGGCUUCUAUCCAGCCCGGUAGAUCAACAAGGGCUGGUCACGAUCGAUUGAGUGGAUCAUGGCUGCGACACAGGUUCUACACAGGAACUUGUCCCGACCAGUCAAUGCGUCUUUGGGUUUUUAACUAUAACCCCGGCCAGCCACAAGGUCAGAGGACUCUCCCUACUGCGUCUGCGGCACAGUUGACUGCGCCGUUCCGAACUGGACGGCUUCAUCCCGUUACAGACUUUCCUCAUCUUGAUCCAACUCUUGCAACAGGGCAAAGUUUGAUCUAA
Penicillium vulpinum is the source of this 1290-nucleotide messenger RNA. RefSeq lists its product as uncharacterized. The transcript has 5 exons. Bases 1 to 1290 code for a protein of 429 amino acids. Lineage: Eukaryota; Fungi; Ascomycota; Eurotiomycetes; Eurotiales; Aspergillaceae. The record is from RefSeq and is a predicted model, not a curated record.